Molecule: messenger RNA, 1626 nt
Organism: Nilaparvata lugens (brown planthopper)
Lineage: Eukaryota; Metazoa; Arthropoda; Insecta; Hemiptera; Delphacidae
Exons: 4
Coding region: 189-629 (146 amino acids)
Source: RefSeq, a predicted model, not a curated record
GAAAGUGUUUGCUCGCUGGCUGUUUGCUCUUCUUUCUUCGGUCUUUCUUUACUUCUUUGUGGCUAUCUUGAAACCGUUGAAUCCUAGAAUUCUUGAAAAACGUGGAAUCCAUAAAUUGCAAAGAAUUCAGAAAAUAAGUUCUUCAGCAAUUAGCUCUUCUGAGAGCUACUACUAACAGCAACCGAGACAUGUUGGAAUCAAUAUUGAAAUCUCAAAAUCAAAAUACAGACCCCUGGUCAAACCAGCAGCAUGAUGAAAUCAACUUUGAUCCGGCACGAUUGUCAAUGAAGACUGAGGAGAGUCUGCUCAAAAUAGAAGAGGAGCUGAGAGAUAAUCAUUCCAAAAAUAACAUGGUCAACUACCUGAGUAAAAUUGGCGAAAACAGCAUAAAUGACAUGACGAAAAGAAUAAUGAGAAGACUUAUUGGUGAUGAAUUAGCCAAAGACUACAGCUGGUUUGGUGCGAAAGGGAAAAAACAGUUUUCAAUUCUUCAAAGUGCCAGAGUCCUUGAGGAAGCUGUUAAGAUGGGGUUUCAAGAAGCAACGGAAAAAACGAUUGAAGAGGCCACCAAAAAUUGGUUGAGGCAUGCUCCUGAACGUCAAACCGGAAAACAAAAACGGUUCUUGUAGUAGCUGUAGUAAAACAUCUAAAAUUGCAUCAUAUAUUUGCCAUAAAACAAAACAAAAACGGUGUUUGUAGUAGCUGUAGUUAAACAUCUAAAAUUGCAUCAUAUAUUUGCCAUACUUCAUGAACCUUGAAUAUGUUUUUAAAAGUAAAUAACAAUAGGCCUAUAAAUAAUAGUUUAAAUUAGGUUCAAUGAGUACUACUAACUUUUUUCAUGAUUCUCUUAGAAUAAUGUAACUCAUUCAUAACAAAAUUCUUACGUUUUCCCACAUUAUCUUAGUAUAUGGAAAAAGUCUUGCUUUAUCAAUACUUUUGAAUCAACAUUUUCAAGGUUAUAUCCAUUUUGUAAAAUAUUUAUUUGUACACCUAGCAGUGGCGGCUGGUGUAAAUAUAGAUUGGAGGUUGCAGAUACCAAUCCUAACUUUCAUAGGAAGUAAGAACGCGAUAAAUAGGGAUUAUUAAAUUGUCAUUUUAAUAGGGAUAAUUGUCAUAGAACUUGAAUUAUAUCAUUUUCCCAACAAAAUUCCAAGUCACUGUAAGAGAUAACAAUAAGUGAAAUAAAUAAGUUACAAGAUUCAAUCAAUACAAUAGAAAUAGAAAGCCCAAAACUGUUCUACAUAAGAUCAGUCUUAAUAUUAUUAGCCUGGAAAUACAAUAUAUAGCACAGUAAUAUUUUUAACUUGUACUUACGCGCUCACGCAAACCCUUACUGAUUGUGUGGAAUUCUCAAUAUUAGAAGGUCUCACAAACUUCUCAAGUUCAAUUACAUUCUCAAUUGCUUUUAACUAAAUAUCCAAUUAUCCAAUAAAUUUUCAAUAGAAUGAAUAUAGUUUUUGUUUAUUACACGAUCACUUACAUAUCCUUGUUUAUUAUUACACACACGUUUAUUUUGUUUUGGAGCCGCCACUGACACCUAGGGAGGAAAGUUAUACUUUUAUGAACUGAUGUUGAUGGUUUUUAAUUAACCUGUGAUUUCAAAAUAAAAUUUUGUUAAAAUUUUAA